Ascochyta rabiei is the source of this 699-nucleotide messenger RNA. RefSeq lists its product as uncharacterized. Lineage: Eukaryota; Fungi; Ascomycota; Dothideomycetes; Pleosporales; Didymellaceae. Bases 1 to 699 code for a protein of 232 amino acids. The record is from RefSeq and is a predicted model, not a curated record. The transcript has a single exon.
AUGUCAUCCUGCUUGCUUCCCACGAUUCAAAUCCUCCAACCUUCCACCACAAAUCCCAUUCUCAGACUAAAAUCCACCCUCUCCAAACCGCAACCUCAAUCUCAACCCCAUCAAAGUCCAAACCAGCCUCAACGGAGGAAGAAGUCCUACCCUACAGGAUCCAGCACCUCGAGACUCAGCAAGAUGCGCCUCUCGCUCCUCCGCAACCCAGCUGUCCUCUCCCUCCUCGGGCUCAGCAGCGCGCAAAGCACAUCCUCAUGGGGCGAGCCCUUCAAUGUAGACGUGUCGACCGAGAACCUCCUGCCCAGCUCGCAGCAGGCGCUGACCAACAUUGUCGGCACAAACACGCCCGCCACGACGGGACUGGCGCCUGCCGUGCCCAUUACAGGUGGAUUUAGCACGACGAUUCCGACCGAGUUGAGGACCAUGAGCACGGGGACCCCGACGGGUGUUGUCACAGUCUCGAGCUCCGUGACGGGGAGUGCGGCGAGCGCAAGUGCAAGUGCGAGUGCAAGUGCAAGUGCAAGUCGUAGCUCCAGUGCAAGUGCGAGUGCGGCUAGUUCGAGGGCAAGUUCGAGCGGCAGCGGAGCAGCGAAACAAAGCACGGCCGCAGCAGCGCCAGUGGGCAUCCAGGGCCAGCAGAAGAUGAUGGGCGUUGCAGGCGCGUUGGCGGGCGCUGCUGGCGUGCUGUUCGUCUGA